AUGAUAGAAGUAUCAGAAGAAAACAACAUCAACAACACUGAAGAGGGUAUUUCAAUCAAUGGUGUCGAUGAUAUUAAACAUGUUUUACUUUCAUCGAAACUAACAUUGUCAAAUGCCAACCAAAUUUUUAAAUCACCCUUAAAGGAUGAAUUUAUUGUAACUUUUUAUAUUUUAUUAACUACAACUGAUCUACAUUCAACAACAAAGGUAUUGUUUUUAGUUGGAUGCUUUGAGAACAAGUUUUAUGAUCUUGCAAAAUCAUUACUUGAAACCGAAAGAUUUACAUUUGUUGAGAUCCUCAAAUGUAUCAAGAUUUUGGAUUCCAAACGUGCUUUGAAAGCCUUGAGAAAGAAGUACGAUGCCAUGAUAACCAAGGAGGCUGAGCGUCAAAAGAGAAUCAAGGCAAUCUCUGAUGAGUACUUGAAAAAGAAAGAGGAAGAAAAGAAGAAGGAUGUUGUUGAUCAAGAUGAUAAUAAUAAUAAUAACAACAGCAAUGUAAAUAUAGUCGAAAAGAAAGAAGAGGAAAAAGAAUCAGUAGAGAAGAAGGAUACUGAGAAAGGAAAGAAGAAGGAGAAGAAGAACAACAACAAUAAUGAAAAGAAUAAUAAGAAGAAGGCUAUCAAUGAAAAGAAGAGAAACACUAAGACAGCAACAGUAGAGGCAACUGUCACCGAGGAAUCAAAAGCUCUGUUGCCAGUUGAGGUACAGAAGAGUGUAGAUAAAGUCAAACGUGAAGCAAAAUUCAAAAAGUGCUAUGAGAGAUCAAAGUCCAAUAUGGAACGUAAGAUAACAGAGUUGGAGCAGCUGUUCUGCACUGCUUCCCUAUGUGGUAGUGUUUCACGUAUCUUUAAGAACUGGUUCAAGACUAUCACACCAAAGACUCUCGAGUACUUUGCUUUGGGUCAACCCAAGGAGACUUGGAAGGAGUUGGCCGAUCUCCUCCACUUGUCGCCAUCGGACUUCCAGAUCCCAUGGUUCCUUGAGUUCAUGUUUGGAAAGGCUGCUCCCGAGGGAUCGUCCGUUCACGACUUUGACGACGCCAAGUCACGUGCCGACGCUGGCGAACUGGUAAACUAUGUUCCGCUGUUGGAGAAGCAUCGUCCACCCUACAGCUUCUUGCGUAAGCGUUUGACAGAGGACGAGUUGAAACCUCUGAAAAUGCAGAUCGCACAAUACGAAGAUAUCAACUUGGUUCUAUGGUGGUUCCACGAGUUCAAGGAUGUCAAGGGUAUCAACCAAUUGGUUGUGCAACGUGUCAACACCGGUGACUUGACACUUGCCUAUGGAACCUUGAUUGAAAAGACAAUGUCACUGACUGAAGAUAGCAAUCCGGCAAUGAAACCAAUCUUUGAUUCACUCUUGAAGGCAACUCUCACCAAGUUGACCAAGUUUGCCACAAGAUUCUCGCUGCCUCCACCCAUUGCCGUGUUUGGUGACCGUUCCGGUUCGAUGGACAUUGCCAUUAGAUUGGCAACCAUCAUUGGUUACUUGGUGUCGAAUCUAUCGGAGGGAUCGAGAUUGUCGUUCUUCAACACCGAGGACAUGGAGGCACCGGUGCCACCAUCUUCCAUUGGUCAACUGUUCAAGUUGACAUCACUUGUCACUGCCGAAGGUGGAACUGCACCAGCCAUUUCAUUGAAGCCAUAUCUCGAUGAGAAGAAGCCAUUAAAAUAUGUCGUAGUUGUAACCGACGAGGAAGAGAAUCAAUCGGUUGAUCGCAUGGAGUUUGCAGCCAUGUUUGACAAGUAUCGUCGUGAAGUCGCUCCCGAUUGCAAACCAGUGUUUGUAUCAUUCCUUCGUUCCAAUGCCAAAGGUUACAUGGUCACACAACUCAAGAGAAACCAUCAAAUCGAUCCAAUCCAGAUAGUAUUGGAUCGUUCAAAACCAGAUGUAACCAAGAUCGAUCAAAUGCUAACUGCACUCUCUUGUGAAUCUCCAUUAUUCAAAACUCAACAUGAAUUGUUAACAAAGGUAUUCAAUUUGUUUGAUAACAAAUUCUUCUCAAAGUAUAUCUCUGAGAAUAAGAAGAACUUGUUUAGCUAUUCAUUCAAUUCAGAGAUUGUUUUGAUGAUUCUUAGAAAUCUAUUUGGUUUCUACUUGAAGAAGUUACCUGCUGACGAUGCAAACUUGUCGUUCUUCAAGGCAAGAGUAUUCAAUGAGUCAAACUGUCUUCAAAUGAUCAAUGAGAAUUUGAAGCAGUUGCUCGUUGUUACAAAGCAAUGUGAGUUGAACUCACUCGUUUCGUUUGUCGAAGAGGCAAUCAAGACAUUCAACUCACUCCAACGUCAACAAUCGGUUGAGUUCCUCGACAAGCUGUUCAACUCACUCAAUAAGGAUGUUCUUUCAAGACCUGCUGACAUUGCCGCUGCCAACAAAGUACUCUCAAUGGAUAGUGAUUUGGUAAACAACAACAACAACAAUAACAACAGCGAUAGUUCUAUUAAAGAUAGUGAAGAGCUGUUAGAGUUCAAAGAUAAGUUGGUAUCUGGUGAACUGACAAUUCCAGAGGCUGUACGUAUGCUACAGAAUAGCUAUGUUAAGGACAAAUUCAUUCCGGUCUACUUGAUGUUGCUCAACUCCAUUGACUUGGUGUCAAAGGUUAAGAUCAAUGUACUUUGUGCUGCCUUUGAGUGUAAACUCUAUACUUUUGCACAGUUAAUUCUGUACAACAAGAAAUAUGGUUUCAAGGAGGUGUCAAAGGCAAUCAAGGUAUUGGAUUCUGGUCGUAUGGUUAGACAAUUGCAGAUGAAGUUGGAAAAGUGCAAGCUAAAUCAUGACCAGAGACUAGAGAGAUUGAAGAAAGCAUCCGAAGAGUACUUGGCAAAGAAGAAGGAAAUUCAAAAGGAUGAGAAUAAUAAUAAUAAUGACGACAGUGAGAAGAAAGAUGAGCAAUCAACUACUACCACCACUAGCACCACCCCAGCCGAGAAGAAAGAAGUAAAGCCAAAGGGAGCAGCUAAAGGUAAAGGAAAAGGUAAAGGUAGAGGUAAAGGAAAGGGUAAGGGUAAGGGUGCCGAUGGUGAUAAAGAAGAUGGUGAGAAGAAGAAGUUCAAGGAGAAGUUGAAGAGCGGUAAACUUACUCCGCUUGAGAAGAAACAAAGAGAGAAGAUCUUUGAGGCAAACUACGAGAGUUCUAUCAAGGCAAUGGAGACAAAGAUCGAGCAGGCAAAGAAACAUGGAUCCAACGGUAGUUUGUCUGGUAAUAUCAUCAAGAUGUUCAAGAAGUGGUUAAAGACAUUCCCAGAGAAGGCUCUUGAGUACUUUGCUUUGGGUCAGCCAAAGGAGGUAUGGCGUGAAAUGGCUGAUUUGCUCCAUCUCUCUGCAAAGGACUUCCAAGCCGAUUGGUUCCUUCCAAGUUGCUACAACAAGGAACACACCGGUGAAUCGAUCAAUGCAUUCGCUCCAACUGAUUUGUCAGACGAGCAAUUGAAGCAAUUGAUUGUAAAAUACAAGCCAUCGUACUCUUAUAUCCGUAAGCGUAUCGAUCCAUCGACAAUGUCGGACGAACUACGAUUGAUCAUUGCCAACUACGAAGAUCUCUCGAUUGUUCUCUGGUGGUAUCACGAGCUUGCCAGUUUCGACGUGGACAAUGCCAUUGCACGUCGUCUUGCCAACAACGAAUUGGGAGCAAUCUCACUUGGAACUCUGUUGGAGAGAGCCAUCCAUUUCCAACAACAAGGAAUCCCAUUGUUCAGAGAUAUUCUCCCGAUUAUUCGUAAUGCAUUCGCAGUGUUCUCCAAGAGAAUUGCAUUGCCACCACCCUUGAUGACUCUGGGUGACGCCUCCAACUCCAUGGACGUAGCCAUUAAGAUCUCCACUAUUAUCGCUUCUUUGGUAACAUCGUUGACCGAUAACGCAUCUCUAAGAUUCUUUAACCAUGCACCGUUGUGGGCUCCACUCGAUCCAACAUCGUUGACCGAUGUCUUCAAUGUUGCCAACAUCAUUCAGGGAUCUGGUUCCACCUCGCCAGCUGCUGGUCUCUAUCCAAUCUAUGAGAACGGCCAGGUUCUCCGUUACUUGGUGAUGGUAACGGACGAAGAAGAGAAUUCCAACUAUAAAUCCUACAACUUCCUAAAGUUGUACCAGGAGUACAUUGCCAAAGUUGCACCCAAUUGUAAGUUGGUAUUCGUAUCGUUCUUGCGUCAGAACGAAGAGGGACAAAUGACAACACAGCUCAAGGAGGCAGGAAUCGUUCCACUUCAAUUCUGUUUGGACAAGAAUCGUCCCGAUGUCACCAAGAUCGACGAUUUAAUUACCACUCUCUCCUGCCACAGUGACAGCUUCUCACAUCAGAUGGAUGCAUUUGAGUAUAUGAUAAAGUUGUUUGGUGAGAAGUAUUUCUAUGGAUUCGUUAAUAGCGAUAAAUUCUUUGUUGAAUCGUACACCUACGAAACAUUGGUACAUAUCCUCGAUAUUUUGGCAAAGUUUGUCGAGGGAUCGCUCAUCGACGACAACAAGAACCAGGAGUUGGUUGACAAGCUAUUGGAGCUCACCAACAAGCGUGACAUGAUAUCGAUCAUCACUGAAGUUGUCAAUAAGAUCAAGUAUUCGAAUGGUGUAGAGCAGUAUGAGCAACUUCAAGAGUCGAUCGGCCAAAUCGAAAAGUUGCUGCCAUCCUCCAACUCUGAUAUUGCUAUCUUCCAACAAUUCGAGUCGAUUGUCAACCGUAUGAAAUCAAAUGUCAAUUUGUUCAAGACCACAACCGAGCUGAAGACAAUCAAGGAGCAAUCUGAGGUUGAAAACAAUAACAACAGCAAGUCUGUUGAGUCGGCUGCUGGCAGUCAAGAGAUUUUCAAAGUUGGUAAUAUCAAAUUCGAAAGAGAAUUUGGAACUUUGACAGAGUACGAUGUCAAUACAUUGUUCUCCUACGUUGAGGAUUUGGAGGUCCUCAAGAACUGUUCUUUGGUGUCAAAGUUGUGGAGAAAGUGCACUAUGAAUCCACAACACUGGACAAGAUUCAUGAAUGUCAAGGAUAUUCGUAAGUUGGACUUGGUAUUUGUCGUCGAUGACACUGGUUCUAUGGGAUCUGAGAUUGCCAAGGUGAAGCAAGAGAUCCAGAAUAUCGUUGAUGAUAUCGUUUCCAUUGGUUCCAUUGAGGUGCGUGUCGCCAUGGUGUUCUACAACGACCACACUCCAAACUCUGACCACAGCAAAUCAGUGUGUAAAGUCUUUAAGUUCACAAGCGAUAUUCCAGAGCUACGUAGAGGAUUGGACUCUGUAGUUGUUCACGGUGGUGCAGACCAUCCAGAGGCAAUGGCAGAUGGAUUCUACGAGGUGACCAAGUUGGAUUUCGCAAAGAGCUCGACCAAGGUGUGUAUUGUGAUUGGUGACGCUCCACCACAUGGAUUCUCAGGAAGUGGUGAUUCAUUCCCACAAGGUUGUCCGUGUGGUCACGACCUUAUCGCGUCGGUCCGUCAGUUGGUGCAAGGCGGUGUCACUUUCUACACUGUGAUGUGUCGUGGAGAUUCUCAGACCUAUGAGACAUUGAAUGCCAUUGCCGAUCUCUCUGAGGGAAGAUUCGUCCUGCUCAACAACGCUUCGGAACUCACUGAGAUCAUCACCGGUAGUGCCAAGGCAUCGAUUCUACUGGACACCAUUGCCGAGGAGGUAUUGAAGGAGAUUGAAAUGUGGCAAUUAAAGAUGCCUCACAUUGCCAAGGAAGAAGCAAUCUAUCGUGCCUCAUACUCACUCAGAUCACGUGGAAUCAAAGUCCCAAAGCGUAAGAGUGCAUCGUCCUCUCCUGCCAACACCUCUUACGAUAAGAGUUCAAUCUAUCAGGCUAUCAUGAAAUCCGAUAAUCAUGCUGAAUAUCAAGUUAAUUCAGCACAGCUCAAAGCCAAUGGUUCAACAAACAAGAAAAAGGUAUCCAAAGCCAGCAGUGCAACAGCAACAACUAAAUCUGAUGAGAAUCAAGUAGAGUUGAUUACUAUCGAUCAUGUCAGAAAGAUUGCCAAGAAGAAUCAUAUCAUUUAA
This is a messenger RNA of Heterostelium album PN500, 5973 nucleotides long. RefSeq lists its product as uncharacterized. The record is from RefSeq and is a predicted model, not a curated record. Bases 1 to 5973 code for a protein of 1990 amino acids. Gene Ontology annotation, molecular function: protein serine/threonine kinase activity. Lineage: Eukaryota; Evosea; Eumycetozoa; Acytosteliales; Acytosteliaceae. The transcript has 3 exons. Gene Ontology annotation, biological process: peptidyl-threonine phosphorylation. Gene Ontology annotation, cellular component: cytoplasm.